CUCGGGUAUAAGUUCGGACAUAGCAUUUGCACUGCGCGCGCCACCCCUUUUCUUGAAAUCUCAGCUUGUUGACAUAACCAACAUAGUUAACUAGGUAAUUUACAUUGCUAUCUAUCGUAUUAACUGUUGUUUCACCACUUUACCAAUUGAGGACCUUGCAUCCAACUUAUUUCCCAACUUUCCAUCCAAGUUUCGAUAUCGGUUAUGUCACACCUUGUGAUUUGUUAUACUUGCAGUAGGAUUCCCACUGUUCUUUUAUCUUGUCUCCCGUACUUCUCUUUUUUCCUUUGGACUCUUCUCUUUCUUUCGAGUUAGCAUCCUUUUUUUGUUCCUUAAUUCAGCGUUCCAUAUUCCACUUUAAGCAAUGUCUCGAAAAUACUUCCUAGUUAUUGCCGCUACUAUCGUCUCAUGCCUCCUUUUGGUUUUCUUCUCUUCGAAUAGUUCUAUCAACCCUACUCGGCUAACAGUUAACUCAAUUGGCAAUGUAAACCUGCCGGUCAAGUCCGAGUCUUCACUCCCUCAAGAGUUUCCUAAAAAGAUAUGGCAGAGCUGGAAAGAUGACUCCGAUGACCCAACUGAUCGAACGAUGGGCUUCCCGCGUCAAUGGCGGGCCUCGAAUCCUCAUCAUCGAUACGAGCGUAUCACCGAUGCUAAUGGCCAGACUUUCGUAGCAGAGCGCCUUCCUUCAGACAUUGCAAAUCUGUUUUCUACUUUCAGUGAUCCAAUCCUAAGAGCCGAUUUCUUAAGGUAUUGCGUGAUGCUAGUUGAAGGGGGUGUAUGGGCCGAUAUCGAUGUACGACCUCACCGUCCUAUCUCGGAGUGGAUUCCACCGCAGUACCUGGACAAGGCGAACCUCGUUGUUGGAAUUGAAAACGACCACCACAAGAGGCCAAUUUGGCGAGGCUCUCCAUAUUCUGUUCAGCUCGCGCAGUAUACCAUCUUGGCGAAGCCUCAUCACCCGGCUAUUGCCAAGCUAGUAGAACGGGUCAAGGAGAACCUGAAGACAUUGUUGCAGUCCAAGAAGCCAGGAGAAGCAAUCACUUUUGAAGAUGUUAUGGCUACAACCGGUCCGUUCGCAUUUACCGAGGUCUUAAUGGAUUAUUUUACCAAUACUACAGGCCUUAAGCACACUGGAGAUGAGCUUGAUGGUCUUAGAGAGCCGAAGCUUAUAGGGGAUGUAUUAGUGUUGCCUAAAGAUGCCUUCGGCUGGUUACCGCAAGAGCAUUAUUUGGACGCGGGAGAUCCCGGAAUUCUAGUUGAGCAUCUGUUUAUAGCGUCCUGGCGAGGCAGUCAUCCGGGUUAGCAGCGUACGGGCUGCGAAUAACUACUACAUCCCCUAUGAAGCACUUAGUUAGUACUGCGGUUUACAUGAUUUAUUUAAUACGUAUAAUGAUUCAGUCAAAUUGCCCUACAAAUUUGCACGCGACUCCAUUAUUCGGAGAUGAUGCCACUGUACUUGGUUCAAUUUCACUUUGGACCACAAGUCCUGUCCUAUAACACCUAUGGUCCGAUUUAGCGAUACUUGGGUCUCGGGUUUUGCUUCGCGAGACGCCGGGGAAGGAAUAGUGUCAUUUUGUGGCCUUGAUCCUUCAUAGGCUAUCAUUGGGAGAUCUUCAUGCGGUAAAAGAACGCCCUAGUCCUCUAUUGGUUGUUAGUUGCGAGUGUUGGUUGUUUACUCGGAGUUGUUGGUUGCAGUUAAUUGUUGAAAGCAUGGGUAUGGACCCACAGUUUAGCCCCUUAUUUUCAAUAUUGUACUCUA
Messenger RNA from Daldinia caldariorum, 1759 nucleotides. RefSeq names its product glycosyltransferase family 32 protein. Gene Ontology annotation, biological process: protein N-linked glycosylation. Gene Ontology annotation, cellular component: mannan polymerase complex. The coding region runs from base 365 to 1303 and encodes 312 amino acids. NCBI's taxonomy places the organism in Eukaryota, Fungi, Ascomycota, Sordariomycetes, Xylariales, Hypoxylaceae. Gene Ontology annotation, molecular function: alpha-1,6-mannosyltransferase activity. The record is from RefSeq and is a predicted model, not a curated record. The transcript is spliced from 2 exons.